Arthroderma uncinatum is the source of this 1821-nucleotide messenger RNA. RefSeq names its product Benomyl/methotrexate resistance protein. The record is from RefSeq and is a predicted model, not a curated record. Bases 1 to 1821 code for a protein of 606 amino acids. Gene Ontology annotation, biological process: xenobiotic detoxification by transmembrane export across the plasma membrane. The transcript has 3 exons. Lineage: Eukaryota; Fungi; Ascomycota; Eurotiomycetes; Onygenales; Arthrodermataceae. Gene Ontology annotation, molecular function: fluconazole transmembrane transporter activity.
AUGGCGGACCUCUUUCGAGAUAGUGUUGCCGGCCAGCUCUUACGAUAUGCUUUCCCGGGCACUUUGCAAUACCCGGAAGAGAAACUAGAAUUCAAGCUUCCUCCCGGUUUCCAGCUUUCUGGCCUGUCAUCUAACACUUCUGAACGCACGCUAUCUGGGCUAGAGGAGCGUAAGCCAGACGCAGCUGGACCUCAAUCGAUAAAUGGAACGUCUGAAGGACCGACGGUUUACCCUGAUCCUGAUUCUUCUUCACCGAACUCCAAAGCCGGUGUCGACAGCCGAUCAGUCGAAAAUGAUGAGCAGCCUGAGCCCAACGUUCUUAAAACAAAUUCUGAUUUAGAGGGGACUCCUUCAAGGGCGAUAAAGGAUGAAGUCACCGAUACCCCGAUUAUGCCUGAGGAGUCCCCGGAUGGCAUUGUCCUGGUAGAUUGGUACUCCCCUGAUGACCAGGAGAACCCACAGAACUGGAGUAAUACUAAGAAAAAUUUAGUCGCAGCCCAAAUUUUUACAUAUACAUUUGCCGUCUAUAUGGGAUCCUCCAUAUACACUUCAAGUAUUCCAGAUAUUCAAAUUGUCUUUGGCGUUUCUACCACUGUUGCCUCCUUGGGUCUCUCCUUAUAUGUCCUUGGCUAUGGCGUUGGGCCAAUGUUAUUCUCUCCCCUUAGUGAGAUGCCCAUCGUUGGUCGAAACCCUCCUUAUAUCGUGACUUUCGGGCUGUUCGUCAUUUUGAGUCUACCGACAGCUCUUGCCGAUAAUUUUGCAGGGCUCAUAACACUCCGGUUCUUGCAAGGGUUUUUCGGAAGCCCGUGUUUGGCAACUGGAGGUGCCUCGCUCGGUGAUAUGUACCCUUUCGUUAAGCUCCCUUACGCCUUAGCGAUAUGGGUUGUCUUCGCGUCUGUAGGUCCAGCACUAGGCCCGCCGAUUUCAGGUUUCAGUGUUCCAGCAUUGAAUUGGCGGUGGUCGCUCUGGGAAAUACUCAUAUUUUCUGGCCCUGUCUUUCUGGUUCUUUUCUUCUUUCUACCGGAAACUUCUGGGGAUACUAUCCUCUUGAAGAGAGCCGCCAGGCUACGCAAGCUGACGGGAAAUCCAAAACUAAGUUCUCAGUCAGAAAUUAAACAGGCGAAAAUGAGAGUCUCCAAGAUCAUUGUCGAAGCUGCGUGGAGACCAUAUCAGAUCAUGUUCCUUGAUCCAGCCAUCCUAUUUGCAAACGUGUACACCAGCCUUGUCUAUGGGAUCUACUACUCGUUCUUCGAAGUCUUCCCAAUCGUCUACACUGGGAUCUACGAGUUUAACCUUGGAGAAACGGGACUUGUCUUUCUAACCAUUUCUGUUUCAAACGCACUGGCAAUCGUACUAUACUUUACUUAUUUAUACCUAGUAUUUGAGCCAGAAAUCAAGGCGCACGGCUUAAAAUACCCAGAACGCCGCCUAAUCCCAGCCAUAUACUUUUCGGUAUUGGCCUCGGUAGGUUUGUUCCUCUUUGGCUGGACAUGCCGUUCAGACGUCCAUUGGAUAGCCUCCGCGAUUGGGGUAGUUGUGUUCACAGUGGGCAUCUUCAUUGUCAUCCAGUGUAUAUUUGUUUACAUCCCCAUCUCCUAUCCGCAAUACGCUGCCAGUUUGUUUGCCGGUAACGACCUCGUCCGCAGCGCAGUCGCAGCCGCAGCGAUCUUAUUUUCUGGGCCGCUCUUCGGCAAUCUUGGGGUUGUGUAUGGGGUUACCUUACUGGCGUGGCUGACGGUUGGGUGUGUUGGAGGGAUGUUUGCACUCUAUCACUAUGGUGCUAGGCUGCGAGCCAGGAGUCGAUUUGCUGUGAGUGAAUAG